AUGGAAGCAUCCCACCCCGCGGCAGGAUGGGAGAACGUCGGCGAAAAAUGGUACCGUAAAGUCCAGCUCUACACCGAAGUAUUCGACCAAGACCUCGACCUCGACAACUACAUCGUCGCCGGCGCCCCCUACGGCGGCGCCCUCGCCCUCCUACGGGACGACACCAAGAUCCAGGCCGUUCGCGCCGCCCCGAGCAACAGCAAAACCGGUGGCGGCUCAUCAAACAGCACCAAGCCCGGCAUCGACAUCUACUCGUACGCCGGCAAACUCCUCCGCAGGAUCCCGUGGGACCAAGGCUCCGGCGCGAUCAAGGGGCUCGGAUGGGCGAGCGUCCAGGGCGGCGAGGAGAAGCUGCUCGUCGUCACGGCGGACGGGACGGUGAGGGUGUAUGAUCUCCAAGGCGAGUUCACGCAGUUCUCACUCGGCAACGGCGCGGACGAGGUCGGCGUCGUCGGGUGCCGGUUUUACGAGACGGGUAUGGUUGCCCUGCUCGGUGGCAACGCGCUCGUCUCCGUCACGUCGUACGCGGAGCCGCGGCCCAAGUUGCUCGCCGCGCCGCCGCAGGACCAGGGCGAGAUCCACGCGUGGGCUGUGGUCUCGCCUGAUCACACGCUUUCGCGGUCAGUUGAGGUGCUGCUGAGUAUCGGGGAGACUGUAUAUGUUGCCGACGCGGCUGAGUGCGAGGAUCGCUUCCUGGAUAUUGGACCGUUUAGCCACAUCAGCGUCUCACCUGAUGGGAGGCUGAUUGUGUUGUAUACCAAGACGGGGAAGGCGCAUGUUAUAUCGAGCGAUUUCCAGGAGCGGUUGGUGGAGCACGAUUCGCAGUCGAGGAUUCCGCCAAAGUAUGUGGAGUGGUGCGGUUCCGAUGCCCUGAUUGCGUGGGAGGAUGAGGUGCACAUUAUCGGGCCUGACAGCGCGACGGCCGAAUUCUUUUACGAUGGGCGGGUUCACGUCAUCUCUGAAAACGAUGGCGCAAGGCUCAUUACAAACGACGUAUGCGACUUUCUCGAACGCGUCCCCCACGCCACAGAAGACGUCUUCGGCACCCGCGCAGAGUCGUCAGCGGCCUCCAUCCUUCUCGACGCCGUCGGCCAGCUGGAGCUCCAGUCCCCCAAGGCAGAUGACUACAUCCAGCUCAUCCGCGCCAACCUCACCGAGGCCGUCGACACGUGCGUCAACGCCGCCGGCCGCGAGUUCAGCGUCCACUGGCAGAAGCAGCUCCUGAAAGCCGCCUCCUUUGGCAAGUCCGUCCUCGACAUCUACAACAGCGACGAGUUCGUCGACAUGUGCGAGAUCCUUCGCGUCCUCAACGCCGUACGGUUCUUUGAGGUCGGCCUGCCCCUGUCUUUCGACCAGUACCAGCGCCUUACUCCCGAAGGGUUGAUAAAGAGACUCAUCAACCGACACGAGUACCUCCUCGCCCUCAAAAUCGCGGGCUACCUCCGCCUCCCCACAGACCGCAUCUACGUCCACUGGGCCUCCGCCAAAGUCCGCUCCGGCACCGAAGACGACGACACGAUAUGCCGCCUCGUCGUCGAGCGCCUCUCGGGCAAACCAGGCAUCUCCUUUGAAGAAAUCGCCCGCGCAGCCUACGACGAAGGACGAGGCCGCCUCGCCACCGAGCUCCUCAAUCACGAGCCCCGCGGCGGCCGGCAGGUACCCCUCCUCCUCAGCAUGGAAGAAGACGAGCUCGCCCUCGAUAAAGCAAUCGAGAGCGGCGACACGGACCUCAUAUACACCGUCCUCCUCCAGCUCAAGAAGAAGCUCCCGCUGGCAGCCUUCUUCCGGGUCAUCAACGCCCGCCCCGCGGCCACCGCGCUCGUCGAGUCCUCGGCCGCGCGCGAGGGCGACAACGCACUCCUCAAGGACCUGUACUACCAAGACGACCGCCGCGUCGACGGCGCGAGCGUCUUCAUCCGCGAGUCCCUCGCCCAGGCCGACGCCCGCACGGCAUCCGACAAGCUCGCCCUCGCCGCCAAGCUGCUCUCCGACUCCCGCGAGGCGUCGUUCGAGGUGCACGCUCUCAAGGAGGCGCAGACGCUGCUCAAGAUGCAGGAGGCGUUUGACCGCGAUCUGACUGACACCUUUACGGGGCUCAGCGUCAACGAGACCAUGUUUAAGCUUAUUCGGCUCGGGUACCACAAGCGCGCGACAAAGAUUCAGAGCGAGUUCAAGGUCCCGGAGAAGGUUGCUUGGUGGCUCAGGCUACGCGCCCUCGUUGCAAAGCGAGACUGGAACGAGAUUGAAGAGCUCGCAAAGACGAGAAAAAGCCCGAUCGGGUGGGAGCCGUUUUACAACCUCACGCUGCAGGCGGGCAACCCGCGGCUGGCGGCGGUCUUUGUGCCAAAGUGCACGGGUCUGGAACCGGGAACGACGAUUACCAUGUACGAAAAGUGCGGGAUGCGGGUCAAGGCUGCGGAGGAGGCGGUGAAGCUCAAGGACGCCGAGGCGUGGGGUAGGCUCCUUGAGGCGGCGGGACGGGGAACGCAGGAGGGGCGGGAGAUUGAGAAGCUCGGGGCUGCGGUUUUCAAGAAGUGA
Colletotrichum abscissum is the source of this 2538-nucleotide messenger RNA. RefSeq lists its product as uncharacterized. The record is from RefSeq and is a predicted model, not a curated record. Gene Ontology annotation, cellular component: lysosomal membrane; HOPS complex; cytoplasm. Gene Ontology annotation, biological process: intracellular protein transport; endosomal transport; vacuole fusion, non-autophagic. The coding region runs from base 1 to 2538 and encodes 845 amino acids. Gene Ontology annotation, molecular function: actin binding. The transcript is spliced from 4 exons. Lineage: Eukaryota; Fungi; Ascomycota; Sordariomycetes; Glomerellales; Glomerellaceae.